This is a messenger RNA of Micropterus dolomieu (smallmouth bass), 1753 nucleotides long. RefSeq names its product melan-A (gene mlana). Gene Ontology annotation, cellular component: melanosome. NCBI's taxonomy places the organism in Eukaryota, Metazoa, Chordata, Actinopteri, Centrarchiformes, Centrarchidae. Bases 1153 to 1515 code for a protein of 120 amino acids. The transcript is spliced from 5 exons. The record is from RefSeq and is a predicted model, not a curated record.
GUGGUUGAAAUGGGAAAGUACUCAUUAGUAAGCAGUACCGGCACAUCUACAUUUAACUCUUUGGCAUACCGGGACAUUUUCUUGCGAACCAGCACUAGACAAGCUGCCCGUACACCUUUCUGCCCUCUCCACCAGCAGAGACUGAGUAUGAAAAAGAUUGGGGGCCACUACACACACCAACUUGGGAACAGCAUGUAAAUGGGGAGUGCUGGCACCAGUUCAUGCACUAGUCACAGUGCUGACAAAUGAAUGGUGGUAACUCUGGAGUGCAGGAUUGAUGGGCAGAGACUGCAUAGGGCACUCUGUAACACACUUUAAGAAAGACGGUAUAGAGGACAGUUGUAACACUUUUUAAAGAAGUGAUCAAUCCACCCAACCCCUGUAAGCCAUUGUUUAGCUGUAUUAGCAUAGUGGUCUGAAAUUAGCCGUGGGAAAAUGCAUCACAUGUUGAGAAACCACAAUUCAAUUGGUAGGGCCUACAAUUCGAUACUAAACAAAAUAUAAAACAUUUCAUUCAUACCUCAAAAUAAAUUUUUUCUGGCCUAUAUAUUCUGAUGGUGCCUGUUUCCAGCCAUGACAACCACCUUGCCUGAUCAGUCUUCCUUCAAGAGAAUAAGGUUAUUUAGCUGUGCAGUACUUGAUGAGGAGCUUAUGACAUAAUAGUAUGUCUAUUUUGAUGGUAUUUGUCUAUAUUUUAUAGCCAACAACCAUAAUAUUUCCAAGGCACUUGUAGCUUGCUAUGGUAUUGAAUUUGGGCGUUUAGGGAGACUUUUUAAAUUAUUUACUCAGUUGAAGGUAUUAGCUCUAUACAUUUACUGUAGAACUUGGAUUAGUAUAUUUUUGAAAAACAGUACCACACACAAACACUGAUAUGAAAAGCCAGCAGCUGAUUCCUGUAGUUUCACGAGUGGGUAAUAAUGUUGCGUUCAGGACCGCGGGGUUUCACGGUAAUUACUCUGCUUCAAUGGGUUUAACUAUGAGCCUCUAACCCGUGACGGUCAUGAGGGCUUUCUGCCCCUCUCUGCUCUAAAGCACACGGAAGCAAGAUAUUUGAGGAGGGUAAUCACACAGAGCUCCGAGGAACCAGUCUUUCUGAGAAGGCAUCCCAACCAGAGGAACUGUUCUCUGCAAUUGAAUUAUCCAAUUUGCUGGAUGUGGUGUAAUCGUACAGACGGAAUGCCUCGUGGAGACUUCAACAUUUAUUUUGCCAGCAGCAGACGAGGAUACAUCAGAGCAGAGGAGGCAGUGGGCAUAAUUCUUCUGGUGGUCAUCCUGGCAGCUCUCCUCAUCCUGGGCUGCUGGUACUUCAAGAAGAGGAGUGGCUACAAAAUAAUCAGGAACCCUCGAUCGGGUUCACCAGGUUUCACAAGAGGCCAGUACUCAGAGGCAGGACCAUCAGCAGAUAACAAGAUGGCUCUAACUGAUUUUGGCAGUUUCCUACCCGUGAUUCCCAAUGCUCCUCCAGCCUAUGAAAAGGUUUCCUCUGGACAGCUGCCUCCUCCCUAUUCCCCCUAAAGGACUUCUGUAGAAGAUGGACAGAUAUCUGAAGAAGAAAGGAAAAUACUGGACAACAAAACUGUAUCUGUUGUCUUAUAUGUAAUCUGAUGUCACUGUCAAUAUGGUUCCUUUUGUUUCGUAGCUAGAUAUACCAAAAGGUAAAACAAUUGUAUCCCUCACUGUUUAAAAUUAUUCACAUGAACGAACACAAUGUAUAUACUGGGGUUGUUUCAAUAAAGUAAAAAUGAUUUCACAA